This is a messenger RNA of Rhodamnia argentea, 1355 nucleotides long. RefSeq names its product deSI-like protein At4g17486. Gene Ontology annotation, molecular function: deubiquitinase activity. The record is from RefSeq and is a predicted model, not a curated record. The transcript is spliced from 3 exons. NCBI's taxonomy places the organism in Eukaryota, Viridiplantae, Streptophyta, Magnoliopsida, Myrtales, Myrtaceae. Gene Ontology annotation, biological process: protein deubiquitination. The coding region runs from base 409 to 1107 and encodes 232 amino acids.
GAGAAGGAAUUUGUGAGGGGAGAUGCCCGAGGAUGAGCUGAAUCCAUCGCAGAACGCUUUCGGCCGCCGAUAGAAACUAUACACCCGGGCCUUCCGAAGAUUCUCUCUUCCCGAUAAAGUUUUAAAAUUUCAAUCUUUUUGUCUCGACACCCCUCGGUUAAAUUCUUCUCUCCACCAUUCCCAAUCCUUCCUGCCGCUGCUUGUUCAUUGCUGUUGCUGUUGCUGUUGCUAUUCUGUGCAAUAUAAUAAGCUCCAUCCCUCCACGCGCAAUCACUUCCUCUGGAUCCCGCUUUUUCUUGCUUUUCGCUCUCCCUGUCUCCCUCCCGCUGCUCCCUUUUUCGCUUCUUCUCUCCGUUCGCUAAUUGCUCUGUUUGUGGGGGGGGAGUCUUGUGGAGGUUUUUCCCAGAGAUGCUGUGUAAGAUGGUGACGGUGACCCGGAAAAAGAGAAGCGGGUCCGUCCCGGUUUACUUGAACGUGUACGAUUUGACUCCGAUCAACGGGUAUGCCUACUGGGUUGGCCUUGGGGUGUAUCACUCCGGUGUGCAAGUACAUAGCGUUGAAUAUGGUUUUGGAGCACAUGAACAUGCAACGACGGGGAUUUUUGAAGUUGAACCGAAGCGCUGUCCUGGUUUCACCUUCAGAAAAUCAAUUUUGAUUGGAAGAACAGACUUAGGCCCCAGAGAAGUCCGCUCAUUUAUGGAGAAACUAGCUGAAGAGUACUCUGGAAACACAUACCAUCUCAUUACGAAGAAUUGCAAUCACUUCUGUAAUGAUGUGUGCAUUAGAUUGACAGGGAAAACGAUCCCUCGUUGGGUCAAUCGACUGGCUCGACUUGGUUUCUUCUGCAAUUGUGUGCUUCCUGCUGGAUUAAAUGAGACGAAGGUUCGGCAAGUCAGAUCAGAGGACCAAGCGAUCCUUGAAGGAGAGAAGAAACUGAGAAGCCAAUCAAGCAGGUUCCCGUCUUCCAACGGUUCGACUGAUAUGCCAUCAUCUCGCCAUCUGCAUUCCGCAAGCAAAAACAGUAGGCAGAGACACUGUCUCCCUCCAAGUUCUUCUUUGAUCCAUUCUACUUCUUCACCUGCAGGUCUAACAUUAAAGCUUCAAUGAGCGAAGCAUUCAUAAUCUAGGGCCUUAGAAUCAUCAUCGCAAAAGGGAAAAGAGAAGAUUGCAAAGUUUUUUUCUGAUGAAGUUCUUCCCCGUCUCCCUGUAUCCCGGUGAAUGCUUUAGGGUUGUGGACAAGCUGGUUAUAUAACGGCUAAGGCAUGUUUUCCCCAUGUAAACGGUUUUUCUUUUACCAGCUUAUUUGAUUGACAAGUGAUCGAAUGUUUUGUCGGUGAGGAAUGAUGUUCUUCCUU